AUGGAAGUGGAAGCUCCGCGAAUUAGGAGGUCUAUGCCUCAAAGGCCCUCACACCGUACUCUUCUCCCGCUUCAUGUUUCUUCCUCUUCCUCGUCCAAUGUUUCCAACACAGUUUCCUGCUGGUAUUGCGACUACAAGAUCUCCUCAUUUAACAGACCUCUUUUCCACGUUGGUCGCCGAUACUCGAGGUUUUUCAGAGUAUGGUUUUCAAUUGGGGUUGGGUUUGCCCUCUCUGCGUUACUUGGAGUUACUUUGGUUCUCCUUUGGGAACUAGCCAGAACAUUGCUUCUCCGUGGUGGCAGCAAUAAGCUUGGAAGCUUUGCCAAACUGCCUCUUAUGCAGGUGCCUGGUUUAAGUUUAUCACUUGCUGAUGUUGGAUACCUAUGUGUUUCUACCGUCAUAUCCAUCUUCGUGCAUGAAUUUGGUCAUGCAGUUGCUGCCACAAGGUCGGCACUACUUAAUGUUUCAGAAGCUGAAGUUGUACUAUACAUCUAUUGUCCCACUUCUCCCUUCCCCACUCAGGAUGGUAUAGAAGAAAGCACCCUGGGUUUGUCUCAGAUGUUGCAACCUGAACUUGGCUAG
Sphenostylis stenocarpa is the source of this 582-nucleotide messenger RNA. NCBI's taxonomy places the organism in Eukaryota, Viridiplantae, Streptophyta, Magnoliopsida, Fabales, Fabaceae. The record is from the annotation of a GenBank genome assembly.